This is a messenger RNA of Toxorhynchites rutilus septentrionalis, 1705 nucleotides long. RefSeq lists its product as uncharacterized. The transcript has 7 exons. The coding region runs from base 89 to 1462 and encodes 457 amino acids. The record is from RefSeq and is a predicted model, not a curated record. NCBI's taxonomy places the organism in Eukaryota, Metazoa, Arthropoda, Insecta, Diptera, Culicidae.
UUUCAACUCGGUUGCAGUUUCUCACAUAUUUGUGCGGCAACUGUCAAGAGAAUAUCUAUUUUUUAGUUUUUUUUUGCCCAUCCCGAGGAUGACUCAUGAAACAAUGGAAAUCACGCCGUCUGAAGAUUCAGACAAGACCCCCAUUGUGCCCUCCAGCGAAGCGAAAGCCACACCGAAUUCACUGUCCCGCCGGUCAUCGAGUGCUUCGUAUACAUCCAACAAGAAAGUCACCUUUGCGGAGGCAAAGGUGCAGUCUAGAGCGGCAGGAAUAACACGUCCAGCGACCGUUGGUCCGAAUGUGUAUCCGUUUAUACGUAAUACUGUUACAGAACCAAGAUUGAGAGUCAGCGUAACAAGGAAGGAGACAUCAAAAGCGAGCACCGAAACAAGGCGACUUAGAAUUCCUCAACGCCCGUCCUCACCAUGGCAGGAGAGCUCUGGCGGAAACAGUUUGCAAUCCCGUGCGAGUCGCCCAUCAAUCGUUCUUCCCAGGGGUGAUUCUCGUAAAGAUCUUCCUGGAAAGAUAAGCCCAAGAAGGGGCUCCAAAAUAAAUGCGAACUCCAACGUCAAAUUAUCAUCUAGAGAUGACAAACCAGAGACCGUCAAUAAAGCCAGCGGAGAAGAAAUUCAACCAAUUGAGACCGAAAGUGUUACCGUGGUACAAACCACGGAUUUUGGAGUUCAAGUGGGAUGUCCGCCCUGUGAAGGCGGUUCCGGAGAUACCGCUGCGCAACAGGUGAAUCUGAAGAUUACCAAAGAAAGUAUAAGCGAAACUUCUGUCGGUCGAGAAGCGAUCCCCAGCAAAGAUAUACACGAGCUGGAGAAGUCAAUCGUACAAUUGGGAAGUGAGCUCUCCAGAAGCAACUGUGACAAUUUCAAUCUGCGGACAGUGAUAGAGAAGUUGAAGAAACAAUUAACGGAAACCCUUGACCGUUCUGAGGAAGUGGAGCUGCUUCGAUUCGAACUGGCGGAACGGUGUGUCGAUAAAGAUGUCUUGCUGAGCGAGAAGAAAGCGAUGGGAAUACGUAUCAAGGAAAUGGAGAAUGAGAUAGUGAUCCGCCGAAAAGAAAUCGAUGCAUUGCAGCAAAACGAAUCCCAAAUGCGCAGUGAAAUUCGGUGCCAAAAAAAGGACGAAUCAGAAUCUCUCCAGUCCCUGCAGAUGGAAGUGGUGAAACUUCGGCGCGAGAAUAGUGAGCUAACUAUUUUGCGGAAACAGCACGACGCAUUCAUGCGAGUUUAUUCGGCUUGUCAAAAUUUGAGACGUAAGACUACCGAAGGUCCAUGCCUAUGUGAUCUUGAGCGACACUUUCGGAUUGAUGACGGAUCAAAAUUGAUUAGUUAUGAGGAGGAACAGAACCUUAUCGAUAAAAUUAGGCGGAAUGUCGAAAACCUGAGGGCCGUUGGCAUCGAGCUAUUGUGCAUGUUGAUGCAAGAGAAAGGGCAUUCAGAAACAUUUAUGUGAGCUAUAGCUUUGUUCUAUCGAGAUGUAUCUUAUCAUAUACCUUACGAGCUGCAGUAGGAUACAAGAGUCGGUCAAGCUACUUCUGGAAUUGAACACCGAUUCAACGAGCACAAUUCUAAAUACCAAUCGACAGGAACAGCCACCCGGAAGCUGUUGAUAUCCUUUCUGAUCUCCUUUAACAUGUUUAUGGAAAACCACAAAAGCGAUGCUUUUUUUUACCAUGAGAUCUCUUUUACUAAGUAC